Eruca vesicaria subsp. sativa (arugula) is the source of this 324-nucleotide messenger RNA. NCBI's taxonomy places the organism in Eukaryota, Viridiplantae, Streptophyta, Magnoliopsida, Brassicales, Brassicaceae. The record is from the annotation of a GenBank genome assembly.
AUGAUCAUAUUACGUUCUAAUGAUAUGGGUUACUGUGUUCGAGUUGUGAAACGCAGUUUUAAACAUGGGACACAGAGAGCAAGAGUUGCAAGAAAGGAAAUCCUGGAUAACAGAAGAACAACAGGCCUUACUACCUCAAAUAGAGGCCCCCAUAUUGAAACGCAAAGUUCACCUACCAGUGUAAUUUUGAGUGGUUCUGGAAACGGCCCGCACCCUGCGAGUAAUAGCAUAGGUAAAAUUGGUAACCAAGAAGGGUCUCAACGGAGUACCAACAUUUCAGCCAGGAAACGAAAGACUCUUGGAUCACCUCCAUUGUGCGACUAA